Grammomys surdaster is the source of this 966-nucleotide messenger RNA. Its product is annotated as vomeronasal type-1 receptor 4-like. The coding region runs from base 10 to 966 and encodes 318 amino acids. Gene Ontology annotation, molecular function: pheromone receptor activity. The record is from RefSeq and is a predicted model, not a curated record. The transcript has 2 exons. Gene Ontology annotation, biological process: G protein-coupled receptor signaling pathway. Gene Ontology annotation, cellular component: membrane. NCBI's taxonomy places the organism in Eukaryota, Metazoa, Chordata, Mammalia, Rodentia, Muridae.
AAUGACAGAAUGGACUUCUGGAAUGUGGCAAUCAAGAUCAUUUUCUUAUCACAAAUUACAACUGGAAUUUUUGGAAAUUUCACUCUUUUAUUCUAUUAUCUAGUCCUUUACAACAGAGAACAUACAUUAAAGCCCACAGACUUCAUUCUUAUGCACCUACUAAUAGCCAAUGUCUUGGUCAUUCUCUUUUCAGGAGUGCACCAAACAAUUGCAGUUUUUGGGUUAAAGGAGUUCCUGAAUAACUUUGAGUGUGAGUUCCUAGUUUAUAUUCAAGAAUUUGGCAGAAGUGUGUCUAUUUGCACCACCUGCCUCUUGAGUGUAUUCCAAGUCAUAACCAUCAGUCCCAGGAUAAUCUGUUGGAAGAAUCAUAAGUUUAAACCUGCCAAUAACAUUGGCUACUCAAUUUCCCUCCUUUGGGUCUUGUAUAUGUUGAUCUAUUUCAUUUUAUUUAUGUACACAAUUAUCAAGAGGAAUGAGAAAAAUGUUACAAGGAAACGAGGUUUUCGAUAUUGUUCUCUUAAAGGGACCGAUGACAUCACUGACUCACUGUAUUUGGCACUGGUGGUAUGCUCUGAAGUCUUCUUUUCUGUACUCAUUGCCUGGUCCAGUGGUUCCAUGAUUGUCAUUCUGUAUAGACACAAGCAGAGGGUUCAAUACCUUCACAGAAUUCAUGGAUUUUGCAGAACCUCCCAUGAGUACAGAGCCACCCAGAACAUCCUUAUACUGGUGUCUACCUUUCUCACCUUUUAUACUCUUCCCUCUAUCUUAAGAGGUUUCAUUGCAUUUUUGCCUAAUCAGAAUUGGUGGCUGACGAACAUAAAUUACCUUUCUUCUCUGUGUUUUCCCUGUUUUGCCCCUUUUGUUUUUAUGAGUCAUUACUCCACUGUGUCCAGAUUCAGUUUGGCCUGGUUAAGAAAAAAAAAUCCUGUGUUUUUUGCUGCAACUUUGCUUCACCUUGACCAGUAG